AUGGCGCCCUCGAUACUGCGCUUCCCGAAGCCAAGCAGCCUCCUGCACUUCAUCUCCCUCCGCACAGCCACCGAGUUCAUCAACUUCACGCUCCUUAUCAACAAAGUCACCGGCUUCUAUGGCAUCCUCGCCAUCUUCACGGGCUACCACCUCAACCCGCUGCAACUAUCGCACUACAUCUACUGCUUGGUGGUCCUCGGCUUGAUCAUGUGGCUAAUGCCCAGCAUCCGGAGACCGGACCAUCCGCUGAAGAAUGUCGCGCUGGCAUAUGUCUACGUGAUCGACAUGGUCGUUAGCUCCGUAUAUACUGCGUUGUUUGGCACAGGGUGGUUCUUGCUUCUGACCCAACAUCUGCAAGAGCCCGGCAAGGACAGUCCCAUAGGAGGAGGCGCGAUGGGAGGCAACACCAUGGACGAGACAGCCGGUUUCACAGACCCGGAGAAGAAUGUCUCGCAAGUGGACGUCGUUGCGAAGCCAGCAAACGGACUGUUCGCAGGUCAAGACGCGAUCGCAUACGGACACUCGCAAGUUGCAGGCGGACUCGGCGGCGCAGUUCUACAGAGCGACAGCAUGACGAGCAUUGCGCUUCUGGCGACCUUUACCAUCGUUAGGCUCUACUUCUGCAUCAUUGUCCUGUCGUACGCACGGGGCAUCUUGCGACAACAUGUUGCAUCUACGUCCGCGCAAGACGGUAGCUACAGCGACUCGAGCGAUCCAACGAUGGCAGAGUCACCUUUCCGAGUAGGACGCGAAGAAGGCGCAGGGUGGAAGGGCAAGCUUGGAAGGAUCAUGGUCACUCUCCCGAGCAAGCGAUACUGGCUAGGCAAGGAGGAGGGCUUGACUGGGCAGAGCGAGUGGGAGCGCGCAACGAGUGGACGAUUCGAGAGCGGGAGACGGCCAUUGAGGAUCAAGGUACCAGAGGGAGGCCUCGGCGAACGCGAAAGGCGAGCGCGAAGCGGUACCGGACCACCAGCCUUUGCAGGGAAGAAAGUGCCAGAGUAG
Molecule: messenger RNA, 1002 nt
Organism: Fulvia fulva
Lineage: Eukaryota; Fungi; Ascomycota; Dothideomycetes; Mycosphaerellales; Mycosphaerellaceae
Product: Inositol phosphorylceramide synthase regulatory subunit kei1
Exons: 2
Coding region: 1-1002 (333 amino acids)
Biological process (GO): inositol phosphoceramide metabolic process
Cellular component (GO): Golgi membrane; inositol phosphoceramide synthase complex
Molecular function (GO): inositol phosphoceramide synthase regulator activity
Source: RefSeq, a predicted model, not a curated record